GAAAGAAAAAGAAAAAAUGGGAAGAGGCAAGAUUGAAGUGAAGAGGAUAGAGAAUAACACAAGCAGGCAAGUGACGUUCUCGAAAAGGAGAGGAGGUUUGUUGAAGAAGACACAUGAACUAUCUGUUCUUUGUGAUGCACAAAUUGGUCUUAUCAUCUUCUCCAACAAAGGAAAACUCUUUGAAUAUUCAACUCACCCUUUCAGCAUGAGCCAAAUAAUAGAAAAAUACCUGAAUAUGACCGGAACUCAAAUUCCAGAACGAGACAACAGGGAACAAAUGUACAAUGAGUUGAGAAAGAUGAAGAAAGAAACUCAUGAUCUUCAACUAAGCCUACAACGGUACAAAGGUGGCGACUUGUCGUAUGUUCAUUUUGAAGAUUUGGAUGGACUCGAGCAACAAAUAGAGUGCUCUCUUGACAAGGUUCGAGCUCGGAAGUUUCAGCUCUUGCAGCAACAAUUGGACAAUCUUCAAAGGACUGAAAAGAUGCUGGAGAAAGAAAAUCAAGAAAUAUAUCGUUGGCUGAUGAGUAGCCAAGUUGAGAGACAUCAGCUAGAAAUGGAGCAUCAUCAAGAGGCCAUGACAGAGCUGAAGCUAGUGGGACAGCAGCACCAUGUUGAUGAUCAGCAACAACAAGUAUUGGAGCAGUUAAUCCCCUGUAGUUUCUAUGGUGAUCAGGAUGAUCAACUUGUAGAACCAGGACUUCUUCAGCUUGGAACUAACCACCAUCAAGUUCAUGUUCCAAGUCUGCAAUUCCAAGCCAAUUAUCAGCUCCAGCCCACUCAUCCUAACCUUCAAGAUCAGCCUAAUCUCAUCAUCCACAAUCAUCAUCCCAUCUAUGGUAUUAGUUUACAAUCUCAACCCUUUCAUUAUUUUCAAUUCAUACAUAUAAAUAUUCCUCUAAAUAUAAAAACAUUUCAUUAA
Messenger RNA from Impatiens glandulifera, 922 nucleotides. Its product is annotated as MADS-box protein defh21. The record is from RefSeq and is a predicted model, not a curated record. The transcript has 6 exons. Bases 17 to 922 code for a protein of 301 amino acids. Lineage: Eukaryota; Viridiplantae; Streptophyta; Magnoliopsida; Ericales; Balsaminaceae. Gene Ontology annotation, biological process: positive regulation of transcription by RNA polymerase II. Gene Ontology annotation, molecular function: DNA-binding transcription factor activity, RNA polymerase II-specific; RNA polymerase II cis-regulatory region sequence-specific DNA binding; protein dimerization activity. Gene Ontology annotation, cellular component: nucleus.